UAACAUAUUAUUAAGACAAAUUUUGAAUAUUCAUAUGAAUUUCAGGAGACUCUAUCUCAGUCUAUAUCUCCAGAUGAAGGCAAUGAUUGCAGGAGCAUACUUAGCCGCGCAUUAGAUAUUCCUGAUUAUUCUGGUCGGGUGAGGGGUAAGGGAUUUGGAAUCACUCCAACAUCCUUGAAGAUGAAAAAACAGAAGGCUCCUAGCAAUAGAGAACUACAGGAAACCUUGGAAGCACUACAAGCUGAAGUCCGCGAAUUGAAAAGGGAAAAAGAAUUAAGAGAGCAAGCUUCAGGUUGUAAAGCUACUAGUGACAAAGGUAGUAUCGGUUGUAAUUUUCAACCGAAUCUUCCAGAGGGCAUUUCACCUUGCCAACUCUACUUAUCGUCACCGACUUAUCGGAUGGUUGGCAAGGGAAAAGUGCAUAACACUUUGGGAGAAUUACUUCACACUAGACCGCUCCCUACUGGCUGUUUGAAAGUAUCGGUUGACAUUGCUUUAGAGAAGGAUGCGUUAUUACCGCAUCCUGACAAUGUUUCGGAUGCCACAUUGGUGGAAGAUGCAAUAGGUUCGUUUGUUGCAUGGCCGUCAAGCCUCAUUAGUGUAGAUGAUGAGACUCCAACAAAAUCCAAAGCAAAAGACAAGGAGCCUCGGCGGAAAAUCGAGUCAGUUGCAUCAAUAAAAGAGAGAUUGAAGAUGUCAGUAAGGGUAAGAAGCCUGAAAAGGUUGUUGCUAAGAAGACCGCAACUAAGAGAAAACCUACUCCCAAUAAGUUUAGGUUGUGACUUUUCACAUUUUUAGAACUCUCUGAUAUUC
This is a messenger RNA of Vicia villosa (hairy vetch), 813 nucleotides long. RefSeq lists its product as uncharacterized. NCBI's taxonomy places the organism in Eukaryota, Viridiplantae, Streptophyta, Magnoliopsida, Fabales, Fabaceae. The record is from RefSeq and is a predicted model, not a curated record. The transcript has 4 exons. The coding region runs from base 181 to 798 and encodes 205 amino acids.